GAAUGACGUCGAUAACUAAAACGUUACUAUCAUCCGAUCGAUCACAUCAUCAACAUGAACAUUUUUCAAAAAACAAAUAUUAAAAAACAAUUGUACAUUUUUCAUUAGACUGUAGACCUACUUUCAUAUUUAUUGUAAUGAUACAUUAUGUGUAUGUUAGUGUAAUAUUUUAACAUUAGAUUAUUUAUUAAAGUUUAUUUGUUUUCUACCUUUUGUGUACUAUUAUGGCAUUCAUACCUAAAAACUAUAUUGACAAAGCAGAAGAUAUUUCAGAACUGGUUGUUAAAAAUUGUAAUGCAUACUUGCCAACAGCUUCUCGGUUAUGUUUGAUAUCAACAUUUAUAGAAGAUGGCCUCCGAAUGUAUUUUCAGUGGUCAGAACAGAGCAGAUACAUGGAUAUGUCUUGGAAUUGUGGAAUGUUUUUGGCUACUAUUUUUGUUCUUAUUAAUUUAGUUGGACAGUUGGGUGGAUGUAUACUUAUUUUACUACAAAAACAUGUCCGAAUAGCUUGUGGUAUAUUAUUUUUUAUAGUUGUAUUACAAACAGUAGCUUACAGUAUUUUAUGGGAUUUCCAUUUUUUACUGAGAAAUUUUGCCUUAAUUGGAGCAUUAUUAUUAGUUCUUGCUGAUAGUGAAGUAGAGUCAAAAUCUCUGCUUGCUGGUAUUCCAUCGUUGGGAGAAAACAAACAAAAAAAUUAUAUGCAACUGACAGGAAGAUGCUUGAUUGCAUUUAUGUUCAUUACACUAUUAAAAUUUGAAAUAUCAUUUUUCCAGUUAGUUCAAGACUUUUUAGGAACUGUUAUGAUGGUAUUAGUUUUUAUUGGUUACAAAACUAAACUUAGUGCGUUGGUGCUUGUUUUGUUUUUAACAAGUUUAAAUUUCUAUUAUAAUGCUUGGUGGACAAUACCUGAAACAAAACCUCUUCGUGAUUUUUUAAAAUAUGAUUUCUUCCAAACUCUUUCAGUUAUUGGAGGCUUAUUAAUGAUUGUACUCAGAGGACCUGGUGGAGUGUCAAUGGAUGAACAUAAAAAAAAUUGGUAAUCUCUAUUCUAAAACAUAUAUUUAAUAUAAUGAUGUUAUUUUUCAAAAACAAAUAUAUAAAAUUUGAUUAUUUAA
Molecule: messenger RNA, 1115 nt
Organism: Rhopalosiphum maidis (corn leaf aphid)
Lineage: Eukaryota; Metazoa; Arthropoda; Insecta; Hemiptera; Aphididae
Gene: Surf4
Product: surfeit locus protein 4 homolog
Exons: 6
Coding region: 225-1040 (271 amino acids)
Biological process (GO): Golgi organization
Cellular component (GO): membrane; endoplasmic reticulum; endoplasmic reticulum-Golgi intermediate compartment
Source: RefSeq, a predicted model, not a curated record